Messenger RNA from Drosophila simulans, 1305 nucleotides. Its product is annotated as box C/D snoRNA protein 1. Bases 132 to 1151 code for a protein of 339 amino acids. Gene Ontology annotation, cellular component: nucleus; pre-snoRNP complex. The record is from RefSeq and is a predicted model, not a curated record. The transcript has 3 exons. Gene Ontology annotation, biological process: snoRNA localization; box C/D snoRNP assembly; maturation of LSU-rRNA from tricistronic rRNA transcript (SSU-rRNA, 5.8S rRNA, LSU-rRNA). Lineage: Eukaryota; Metazoa; Arthropoda; Insecta; Diptera; Drosophilidae.
CUAUAUUUCUAGCUACUUCAUACAGCUACUAUUAGCUAGACCCUAGCUAGAUCAGCAUCAGAUGGUCAGCACUAUGGAAUGUAAACAAUGCCAACACGUGGAUUCAGCUCAAAUUGAAAUGAAUACAGACGAUGGCCGAUGAGACCAGCACUAAAACCAGAAUCCAGAGAACCAUGCGCCUGGGAAUGUGCGAGGUGUGCGCCGCAAAGGAAGCCUGCUACGCAUGUCCCAAAUGCGAGGUGAAAACGUGCAGCCUGCCCUGCGUCCAGAUCCAUAAGAAGGAGCUCAACUGCGAUGGCCAGCGGGAUCGCACUAAGUUCGUACCGCUGAACGAGAUGACCUCGCGGGAAUUCAUGAGUGACUACUGCUUCUUGGAGGAGUGCACACGCUAUGCGGAGAAUCGGAAAUCCGAUCCGUGCAAGCGAUUUACCCACGACCAAAGGAAUCUCCCAGUGACUCAGCAUCGCAUGCGGAUGGCAGCCAAGAAGCGCAACAUUAAUCUGCGCUUGCAACUGGAGAAUUUCAGUCGGCACAAGGAGAACACCACGUUUCUAAACUGGAAACUGGGACGAUUCCAUUGGCGUGUAGAGUGGCUGUUUGCAAACAUUCCUUGCGAGGCAAGCCUUCCCCGGAAUAUAGUUCGAUUCGUGGACGAGGAGUGCAAUGAGGAGCUUACGCUGUCCGAUCUGGUAGUCAAGUAUGUGGAUCUGCAGCACGAGACGGCACGGGAUCAACGCAAACUGCUGGCCAACCAUCAGACCGCCGGUAUUGGCCAGCUGAGCUUUUGGCUUAGGGCCGAGGGUGUGCGUCGCAGCUCUACGAGGUGUUAUCUCCUCGACUCGACCAAAACGCUGGGCGAGAAUCUAGUCGGCAGAACCAUCGUGGAGUUUCCCACCAUUUUGGUCACCUACGAACCGAAGCCACCAGGAGGAUAUGAAGCCAUCGACAGCAGUGAGGAAUUCGAGGAAGAGCAGGAGGAGGAUCUGCCUGUAACCAAACCAGGGCCAUCCUCCAACGCAGUUGCGGAGGACUUGGAUGAUUCACAUGAUGUGUACUAUAAACUGGCUGCAGCAUUUGCUGGUGAAGAUGUUAGUGAAACUGAAGACGACGAAGAAUUCGAGGAAAUCUACAAACAACGUGUUGUACUGUAGAAACAAAUAAUACAGUACUAUUACCCGCAAUAACUGUCCCGCGCAAAUAAAACAAUUAGCUUUUAUAUAUUUUUACAUAAGUUCUGUAUUUUCUCGUACGCAUUUGAUUUGAUUUGUAUUUUAGGCUUAUUAAACAUUAAUAAUUCAUACCACA